Messenger RNA from Poecile atricapillus (Black-capped chickadee), 1453 nucleotides. RefSeq names its product far upstream element-binding protein 2-like. The record is from RefSeq and is a predicted model, not a curated record. Lineage: Eukaryota; Metazoa; Chordata; Aves; Passeriformes; Paridae. Gene Ontology annotation, molecular function: mRNA binding. Gene Ontology annotation, biological process: regulation of DNA-templated transcription. Gene Ontology annotation, cellular component: nucleus; cytoplasm.
CCCAGCCGAAAAAACCCCAAAAUCUCGUUCUUCAACACGAAAAAAAAUCCCAGUUUCAAGUCAAAACCCUCAUUUUCAGCCUGGAGCUCCCAUUAUUUUACCCAAACCCGCCGGUUUUUCACCCAAAACCCCGAAGGUUUUUUCCCGACCCUCCGCAGGUGCCGGUGCCGCGUCACUCGGUCGGGGUCGUCAUCGGCCGCAGCGGGGAGAUGAUCAAGAAGAUCCAGAACGAUGCCGGGGUGCGGAUCCAGUUCAAGCAAGACGAUGGGACGGGGCCAGAGAAAAUCGCCCACAUCAUGGGACCCCAGCGCUGCGAGCACGCGGCCAGGAUCAUCAACGACCUGCUGCAGAGCCUGAGGAGCGGCCCCCCAGGACCCCCCGGGCCGGGGCUGCCGCCGGGGGGGCGCGGCCGGGGCCGGGGCCAGGGCAGCUGGGGCCCCCCCGGGGGGGAGAUGACCUUCUCCAUCCCCACCCACAAGUGUGGGCUCGUCAUCGGCAGAGGGGGGGAGAACGUCAAGGCCAUCAACCAGCAGACCGGGGCGUUCGUGGAGAUCUCGCGGCAGCUGCCCCCCAACGGGGACCCCAACUUCAAACUGUUCGUGAUCCGCGGGACCCCCCAGCAGAUCGACCACGCCAAGCAGCUGAUCGAGGAGAAGAUUGAGGGCCCGCUGUGCCCCGUCGGCCCCGGCCCCGGCCCCGGGGGUCCCCCCGGCCCCGCCGGCCCCAUGGGCCCCUUCAACCCCGGACCCUUCAACCAGGGUCCCCCCGGAGCCCCCCCGCACCCGGGGGGGCCACCCCCCCACCAGUACCCCCCCCAGGGCUGGGGCAACACGUACCCCCAGUGGCAGCCGCCAGCCCCCCACGACCCCAGCAAGGCGCCGGCCCCGGACCCCAACGCGGCCUGGGCCGCCUACUACUCGCACUACUACCAGCAGCCCCCCGGGCCCGUGGCAGCGCAGCCCCCGCCCGCCGCGCCCCCCGUGCAGGGGGAGCCCCCCCAGCCCCCCCCCACCGGCCAGGCCGACUACACCAAGGCCUGGGAGGAGUACUACAAGAAGCUAGCCCCCCCUGGGCGCGGUGCCCCCCCAGGCCAGCAGCCGCAGCAGCCGGGGGCCCCCCCGCAGCAGGAUUACACCAAGGCCUGGGAGGAAUAUUACAAGAAACAAGCGGCCCAGGUGGCCUCGGGGGGGGGUCCCGGGGCUCCCCCCGGCCCCCAGCCCGACUACAGCGCGGCCUGGGCCGAGUAUUACCGGCAGCAAGCGGCGUACUACGGCCAGACCCCCGGGGGGGCCGGGCCAGCACCGCCCCCCGCGCAGCAGGGACAGCAGGCUCAGUGACCCCUCCGUGCCCCCCGUCUGUGACCCCCCCGUUUUGUUUUGGGCGAGCGGCCGCGGCCGGCCGGGGAGAGCGGCCCCCCACGACCCCCCAAAAUCCCCCCAAAAUCCCCCUGGGA